UUUAAUAUGAGGUCGUGGCAGUGAAAGUUGCGAUUUUCCGCGCGGUAUUCCAGAGUGUGUAUGUCUGUAUGAAGCGCUCCUGCAGUAGGUGGCUGUACGCGCACACUGAUCCGGCGCGCGCCGCUCUCCGCCGAGCGAACACGAGCUUCCUCACCGUCCUGUCAAUAAAACACUCCACGAGCAGCGCGAAACACAUCUCAAACACAUCUGAGUGUUUAUUUAAUCCACAUUCUCACUCAGUUAUUGAUUCGGAUUGUUGCCGGAGGGACACUUGGAGAGACUUUGUUCGCAUCGCGCUACCGGACACCUGCGCGUCCGCUUCACCUUGUGGCAGAAUGUUCCUCUGAUCCACAGACUCUUUUUCACGCGGAGUGGAUUUUUUGGGGCUCGAUCGUGCCGUGGGUUUAUGUGAUAUUUCUAAAAAUGCAUCAUCACCAUCAUCAUCACCAUCAUCAUCAUCAGAGAAUGGCCGCGUUAGGGACGGAUAAAGAACUGAGCGAUUUACUGGAUUUCAGCGCGAUGCGAAACAGCGAUUUGAAAAUGUUCCCCACAUCAAUGAUGUUUUCCCCUCCUGUCAGCAGCGGGAAGAAUGGACCGACGUCUCUGGGAAGUGGACAUUUCUCGGGCUCAAAUCUGGAGGACAGAGCGAGUUCGUCGUGGGGAAAUGGAGUUCGUUCAACAAAAAAUUACGCUGACGGCUCUCAAUACGGUCACAUGCCCAGUCGGGACCUGGGGUCACAUGACAGCAUCUCUCCACCGUACGUCAACUCCAGAUUAGCAGGUAAAACGGAGCGAGCGUCGUACUCUUACGGACGAGACUCCAGCAUUCACGGCUGUCAGUCGAGUCUCAUGGGAGGUGAAGUGGGGAUGGUCAGUCCGGAGACGGUGUCGCCCACCAAACUGGGCUCUCAGUAUUACCAGCAUUACGCAGGAAACCCGCGGCGGCGAGCCAUGCACAGCGACUCCAUGGAGGUCCAAACGAAGAAGGUUCGGAAAGUUCCUCCUGGAUUGCCCUCAUCAGUAUACGCCCCGUCUGCCAGCACUGCCGAUUAUAACCGGGACUCACCGGGAUACCCGUCCUCUAAAGCACCGGGCAGCAGCUUUACCAGUUCCUUCUUUAUGCCAGACGGUCAUCACAGUACAGACCCAUGGAGCUCAUCCGGCAGUAUGAACCAGCCCGGAUACAACAGCAUGCUGGGAAACUCCACACACAGCGCUCAGAGCAGCAGCUACUGCGGCCUUCACCCGCACGAGAGACUCAGUUACCCGUCACACUCGUCUGCUGAGAUUAACCCCAGUCUUCCUCCCAUGUCCAGUUUCCAUCGGAGCGGCGGGACGAAUCACUACAGCGCGGCGUCCUGCUCCGCCACCACAAACGGAACAGACAGCGUCAUGGCCAAUCGAGCGUCGAGCGGAGCAGGAAGCAGCUCGCAGACGGGAGACGCGUUAGGAAAGGCUCUGGCUUCAAUCUAUUCCCCCGACCACACCAAUAACAGCUUCUCGUCCAACCCGUCCACUCCUGUGGGAUCACCUCCGUCGCUCACAGCUGCCAGUACAGCCGUCUGGUCCAGAAACGGUCAGGGAGCUUCGUCCCCCAGUUACGAGCCGCCGCUGCACUCGUUGCAAAGUCGUAUCGAGGACAGAUUGGAGCGUCUCGACGAUGCGAUCCACGUGUUGCGGAGUCAUGCGGUGGGUCCGUCCACGGCGAUGCCCGGAGGUCAUGCGGACAUGCACGGAUUGAUUACUCCAUCCCACUCGCACAACGGGGCCAUGGGCGGCCUGAGCGCCGGAUACAGCUCAGGACUGCUGCCGUCCAACAGACACUCGCUCAUGGUGGGCGGUCAUCGUGAGGACGGUGUGGGUUUGAGGAGCGGUCACCCCAUCGUGGCCAAUCAGGUGUCGGUGCCGCAGCUUCCUGUGCAGUCGGCCACUUCCCCCGACCUCAGCCAGCCCGAUCCGUACAGGGCUCUCUCCGGCGGCCUGCAGGGUCAGAGCACCUCGUCUGUGAGCUCAGAGAUCAAAUCUGAAGAUGAAGGAGACGAGAAUCUACAGGACAGCAAAUCUCUGGACAACAAGAAGGACGACAUGGACAAGGAUCUGAAAGCUAUAGAGAGCAACAACGACGACGAGGACCUGACGCCGGAGCAGAAGCUGGAGCGGGAGAAGGAGCGGCGGAUGGCGAAUAACGCCCGUGAGCGUCUGCGCGUGCGGGACAUCAACGAGGCCUUCAAAGAGCUGGGCCGCAUGGUGCAGCUCCACCUGAAGAGCGACAAACCCCAGACCAAACUGCUCAUCCUGCACCAGGCCGUCGCCGUCAUCCUGAGUCUGGAGCAGCAGGUCCGAGAGCGGAAUCUGAAUCCAAAGGCGGCGUGUCUGAAGAGACGAGAAGAAGAGAAGGUGUCGUCGGACGGCCCUCCUCUCUCAUUGGCCGGUUCCCACCACGGCAUGGGCGAGGCGUCCAAUCCCAUGGGACAAAUGUCAAAGCUGCCAGAAUUCAUCAAAAUGAUGAGCGACCACUUCCUUUGACAGAGUCAUUUCUGCCCUGAACGUCAGUCAAACAAUCAGUGAAUCAAUCAAACUUCCAUCUGACCGACCAACUUCUAUGUGUUCCUGUUCCCGACUGCGUCACGCCAUCUGAGGAUAUAUAUACUGUAAAUGAGUCACGUGGGAUGGCUGUCCAUAUCUUCCUCCGAGCAUUCCCUGUUCAAAAAGAAGACGUUUUUAUGUACACACACACACACACACAUACACACACACAAGAUUUGAAAGGUGCAGACGGAGGAUUCUUCAAACAUAUCAUGAAGUUGUACAGACGUUUGGAGGUGUCGAGACCAGCCCUCUGAUUUCAAUGGCAAUCCUGUCCACACUGUGGAACUUUUGUAGCUGUGCCUCACGGAACUCCUCGUGGAAGAACAGAAUUCUGAAAUUCCGAAUCAGAAUCGGGACGAGAGGGGCUGUCAAUCAAACGCAUUCGACGGAAUUAGGCUGUAGAAUUUCACAAAACCGUUUGCAAUAAUGUUAUUUCAGUUCUUUUCGAGAAGCUGACAGGGACGUCAAACUGUUUUGAAACCAGCAGACCCCGACAGAGAAGGUUUAGAGGCCGUUCCUUCACCGGUUCGGGCGCAUUUUACGAACGCCCGUCUGUCAGCGAACGCAGCUUUGCUCUUGAAGACCUCGCGGUCACUUCAGAGGUUGUGAGCAGACGCGCUUUAAUAGCCGCAGCAGGUCAUUUCUCUCCGUUUUUUUGUUCGUUCUCUAGCCAUCUCCUCUCCUCGAGCCCUCCCGGACCCCGAAGAUGCAAUUUUAACAUGACUAAACUUCAACCAAUGUGCCUUUUAGAGCUCAUAUCAUCACACAACUGGAGGAGAACAUUAUCAGAACUUUCUAGGAUGCAAGCUUAGGAAAACGUUAGUCAUUAGGUCUAUGCAGUCAGGCGUUUUACGGCCUGGGAUUUAAAAAAAAAAAAGUAAAAAGGUAAAAAAAGUAUUUUUUUGGAUAAACUGUAUUUAAUGUACUGUAUGGCUAUAUGUAAUUAGAAGGUGUGUCCACCCCCUCGUGGCUCCACCCACAGCCCCGCCCACCUGUCACGUCGUUAUUGAGCAUUGUAUUAUAGAUAUCCGCUUUUAUGAAUACUGGCUUGUUGUUGAGCCGCUGUAGUCCUCAGUACAAAUGUGUGGUUGUACGUGUAAAAUGGCUUUUCUUCUUUUUUUAUCUCUCUAUUCUUUGUCUGUACUGGUUUCUCUGUCAAAAAAAGGAAAAAAUAUGAUUACGAAGCCGCGGGUGAUCUGUGAGGAUCGGCGGCGGUUUUAUCGACGCAAUCAACGGGAGGCACUGAAAGUGGACAAAAAAGUCUAUUAGAAAAUCGCUAUAUAUAAAUGUAGAAAUAUAUACAGUAUAUAAACAAAGGAGAGUCCGGCGGAAAGGAGAGUUCACGAGGAUUGAUGUUUCUUUCUUUCCGGAGACGUCCGGUAUCCGCUCCGAGACACGUGACUCUGUUGUGAUAUUUUUCAAAAUGUCGGCGCGAUCCUAAAGGCGCCUCCGCGGGACCGAAGUGUCGUCCGCUCCCGCUACAGCUGCGGCCGGCAAGGGAAACACGGACAUUUGUAAAUUGUAUGCAACAAAUGCAAACUUACCAUUAUUUUGAAAUUGUGUAUGUAAAAGUUAUAUUUUUACAUGUAGGCUGUUGUUAUUUUGUGUUUAGAAAUGCGUUGUAUCAGUUUUUUUCUUUCUUUCUUUUUUUUUUUUUUUUUUUUUUGGAAAAAAAUAAUUCAUUGUGUGUUGAAACGUGUCACAUUGAAAAUGUAGUGAGAACAAAAGCAAAAAAAAAAAAAAGAUUAUGUUUA
Molecule: messenger RNA, 4343 nt
Organism: Megalobrama amblycephala (Wuchang bream)
Lineage: Eukaryota; Metazoa; Chordata; Actinopteri; Cypriniformes; Xenocyprididae
Product: transcription factor 4-like
Exons: 21
Coding region: 424-2526 (700 amino acids)
Biological process (GO): regulation of transcription by RNA polymerase II
Cellular component (GO): transcription regulator complex
Molecular function (GO): DNA-binding transcription factor activity, RNA polymerase II-specific; protein dimerization activity; RNA polymerase II cis-regulatory region sequence-specific DNA binding
Source: RefSeq, a predicted model, not a curated record